AUAGUAAUAGCAAGUAAACACUGAGCAGAGGGUGCGACGAGAGUAAAACUUUAGCGACUGACUAGGACAGUCGCGUAUUUCGGUCUAAAGCAAAUGCAGACGCUACGCUCUUCACGUGGAGUGCGACCCAGCCAGACAACGCGUGCGCGGGACCUGCCGUCUCGCGUAGUGCGUUGCAGCGCAAACAGCGUCGCCGAGCCAUCGAGCAAGGCGGCCCCGCAGGGCGCUCGCGUCACUAAAGCACUGAAGGAAUGGGCUCCGACGAUUGAGGCACUCGGGCAUGGCGAGCAGACGGUCUUGUUCCGCAAGGGCGGCAUCAAGGAGCCCACCUUCCGGCCCGAGGCCGGCACCUUCCUGCUGUUUCCCACCGCCUUCCACACCGACCAGCAGCUGCUAAAGCCGGGCGUGGCGGAGCGGCACGCGCAGGCCAUGCAGCUGGACCCCAAGAGCGAGUCGGUGCUGGUGCUGCCGUACGUGGCGGAGGUAACGGGCGCCUGGACCACACACGACCCCGCGGUGCUGGCGGCCACACACGACCUGCACGUGUGGACGGAGCAGGUGGUCCUGGUGCUGAACGCGCCGCCGCCGCCACCCGGCACCGACUUCUCCUCCCCCGCCGCCGCCGCCGCCGCCUCCGCCGCCGACCGGGCCCUGGCGUCGGUGCUGCAGCUGUGUCGGGCGCUGUGGAACCUGGCGGGGCCGCCCGGGCAGCCCAUGGCGCCGUGCCUCUCCGAAGAAGCACCCGGCGGGGCGGCAGCCCAGGCGCCUGGCUCGGGCGGCGCAGCCGGCUCCUCCGCCGCCUCCCCCAGGGCCCCGGCGGCGGCGCCGCCGCCGCUGGUCCACUCCAUCUGGCUCAACUUCCAACCAGACGCCAGCCGCAACGCCAUCCUGGGUGACGCCUGGGCGCACGUGGCGGGUCCGGCGGCGGCGUGGCAGGACUUUGGCGGCGUGGCGGCGUGCGUGGGCCCCGGCUCCUUCGUGCAGGCCAACUACGGCGCCAUGCAGCUGGUGCUGCGGCACAUCGCGGACAUGGUGCCGGACGGCUGCCGGGUGACGGAGCUGCACGCAGGCAUCGGCGUCAUAGGGCUGUCGCUGGCGGCGGCGCCCGGCCGGCGGCUGGCGGCGCUACGACUGGUGGAGAUCAACCCGGCGGCGGCGGCGCCCUUCGCCGCCUCCCUGGCCCGACUGCGCGCACGGGAGCAGCAGCAGCAGCAGCAGGAGCAGCAGCAGAAUCAGGUGGUUGAGCAGGAGCCGCAGCGGCAGGCACAAGGGCUAGAGCCGCACAACGAGGGCGCCGCAGCCGGCGGGAGCGUGUCGGGGGGCGCAGCAGCAGCACCGGCGGCGCCGCCGCCGCAUCGGCUGCAGCUGCCGGCUGAGAUUGAGUACGUGACUGCAGAGGCGGGGUCGGACCCGGGCCGCUGGCUGGCGGGCUGUGACGUGUUGGUGGUGGACCCGCCCCGCAAGGGCCUGGGCUCCAGCCUGCUGCAGGCGCUCACCGCAGCACACAGCCGCAGCAGCAGCAGCAGCAGCGGUAGCGGUAGCAGCAGCAGCAGCAGCAGCAGCAGCAGUAGCAGUAGCAGCAGCGGUAGCGGUAGCAGCCCGCCGGCAACCCCAGGGCAGGAGGCUUGCCGCGGCAGUUCCCCACCGUCGUCAUUGGCGGUGCCCAGCUCCGGGGCUGGGGGACAGCAGCCGCUACAGCCGCAGCUACAGCCACAGCCGCAAGACCUGCAGCCGCAGCCGCAACAGCAGCAGGAGCAGCUGCAGCCGGGCCCGCCGCGGUCCGGUGGUGACGCGGGCAGCAGCUCGGGCGGCCCCCGGGCUCUGGUGUACCUGUCCUGUGGGUUCAGGGCUCUGCAGGGCGACCUGAGGGCGCUGCUGGCGGGCGGUUGGCGGCUGCGGUCCGCCACAGCCUACCUGUUCUUCCCGGGGACUGACGCGCUGGAGACACUGGUGCUGCUGACGCGAGAGUAGGACGAGGAGGAGGAGGAGGAAAAGGAGAAGGGGUAGGGGCUGGGGGGAUGAAGCAGUUUCGGGAUGGUGUUGAGGCUCAGUGCUGCUGAGAGUUGCGGCCAUAUGAGCAAGAGGGGCGUGUGUGAGAGGCGGUGUGUGACCCAGGGGUGCGGCAGGGACCUGGCGAGUGAUGUUGUCAUGCAUGAGGAGAGACGACUCGGCAGUUGCUCGGCUUGGCACGUUCCAGUAUGUAUGAAGGCUACGAGGAAAGAGCAACACGCACGCGACGCGGCCAAAUGCAUGACAUCGCGCUGGCGACCAGGUCCGCUUACGUGCAGACCUAGCCUUGUUAACAC
This is a messenger RNA of Chlamydomonas reinhardtii, 2306 nucleotides long. RefSeq lists its product as uncharacterized. The coding region runs from base 94 to 1971 and encodes 625 amino acids. The transcript has 5 exons. The record is from RefSeq and is a predicted model, not a curated record. NCBI's taxonomy places the organism in Eukaryota, Viridiplantae, Chlorophyta, Chlorophyceae, Chlamydomonadales, Chlamydomonadaceae.